Spinacia oleracea (spinach) is the source of this 546-nucleotide messenger RNA. RefSeq lists its product as uncharacterized. The coding region runs from base 1 to 546 and encodes 181 amino acids. The transcript is spliced from 3 exons. The record is from RefSeq and is a predicted model, not a curated record. Lineage: Eukaryota; Viridiplantae; Streptophyta; Magnoliopsida; Caryophyllales; Amaranthaceae.
AUGGUUUUCUCCCUUUCCUUUUUACGUCUCGUUGAUUCAUCAAUAUUAGUACCAGUUAGUGGCAGAGCCAAGAUUUCACGGAUGUCUGUUGGAUGUAAUACUUGGCCUAAUGGUCAGUCUUACUCCAUUUCUCAAGUGUACAAAAAGUUGCUCCCAGAGGUUGUUCCACCUUACUGGUCCACUUUUAUCUGGACAAGGAGUGUGGUUCCUAAACACAGGUUUAUAUUAUGGCUGGCUAUGCUGAAAAGACUCCCUACUUGUGCAAGACUGUUCCAUAUUGGCAUCAGUGAUUCUGAUGCCUGUGUGAUCUGUGGGAAUGCAGCUGAAACUCAAGACCAUAUUUUUGGUUCUUGCACCUAUGCCAUAGGUUGCUUCUCUGCUGUCAUGCAGUGGUUACAGAUUCCUUAUAGAACUGUUGGUCUGGACACUUUGUGCAGAUGGAUUAGAAAUGGUUACAAAGCCUCACAGUGGAGGAAGCAUGUUCUCCUUGUUGCAGUUGCUGCCACAGUUUACAUGAUCUGGCAAGUAAGGAACAAAGGGUAUUGA